GUAGAGACAUAUUAGUAAUUAUUUACGAUUGGGUUUUAAAAGUAGAAAUGUUUUCAUUGUUAUACAUAAUAGCAAACAUUUUACUUGUGUUUGAACCGACUGUCUGUUUCCGACAGAUUCCAACCGGAAGACUACCCGAAAAAAUAGAUCAAAUGUUAUGUUCGGUUCAGAUGUUUAGCAUAUUAGACAAAAUACAAGAGAUUGACGAUCCGAAAGCUUCAGUUGAGGCAUACUAUAAUCGAUCGGGUUAUGUAUGUAAGACAUACUGUCGCAUAAAGUCAAUUCACUCUGAAUUACGCAAAAUAACGGCAAUAUUUGAUGCACCGUAUUAUUUGUGGUGCGCUGAGGAUAGGUAUUGCGGAAAAGAUGGCAAAUGUACACGUAUUAGUAAUCCACUGGUGUUUGACAGUACAACCACAUACCGCACAACGGAAAGUCCUAAAACUGUAACAAUUAGUGAACAGUCUAGUAGUUUACAGUCUAAUAGUUUACCGUCUAAUAGUAUACCGUCUACUAAUGAACCAUCUAAUUUUGCAACAUCUAAAAGCACACCAUCUAAUACUACACCGUCUAAAAAUGUUAAUCAAAAUGUUAAUCAAAAUGUUAAUCAAAAUGUUAAUCAAAAUGCUAACAUCGAAACUACCGGCGCAUCGACUUCAGGCACAACUACAGGUACAUCGGUAUCGUUUUUAUACACAAUUACGGGUACAUCGACUUCAGACACAACUACAGAUACAUCGGAUUCAGACACAGAUACCGAUACAUCGAUUUCAGACACAACUACAGCUUCAUCGGCCAAAAGCAAACAAAAGACUCUAAAGAAAUCUAAAUCUGUGACUGAAGAGGAAGGGGAGUAA
Oppia nitens is the source of this 857-nucleotide messenger RNA. Its product is annotated as mucin-2-like. The coding region runs from base 48 to 857 and encodes 269 amino acids. The record is from RefSeq and is a predicted model, not a curated record. Lineage: Eukaryota; Metazoa; Arthropoda; Arachnida; Sarcoptiformes; Oppiidae. The transcript is spliced from 3 exons.